UUUAUAAUGCAGGUUAACAUCAAGAAUAAACAUGUUGAAAGAUUAUUUUAUAAAACAUCAUGCGGAAGAUUUACAACAAAUACUUGAUGCUCCUGAUGAAUUUCUACAUUAUUCUAUUAUUGUUGAUUGUUUUACUCUGAGUGUAGAAGAUCCAGAAACAUGUGAUAAAAUUUUACAUAGGCCACGUUAUUAUUUACAUCAAUGUGAUAAGUCAGCUGUUAAAGCUCAAGAAGAAUUAAUAAACAAUGAUAAACAAACUGUCAAGAAAAAAGUUCAUACUAGAAUUGAUGGUGCUCCUUUGUUUAUAAAGAAUGAAGAGAUUGGUGCAUUGGUAUCAAGAACUGGAAUCACUGUUAGAAUAUCACAACCAACUGUUAUGAAAUUAAUUAAACGAUUUUCCUGUAAAAAAUGUGAUCAUAUAACAGAAGUUAAACUUGAUUGGGAAAGACAAAAAUUUGAAGAUGUCAAACAAUGUGGAGCAUGUGAAUCUAAAAGUGUGACGCUUAUUCCAAGUCUCCAAGAAGAUGACUGUGCUGAUUAUCAAGAGGUAAAAAUACAGGAAAGAAAAAAGCCUAAAAAUUCAAGCUCUUAUUCUGUUGGCAUUCAGGCGAUAUUACUUGAUGAUUUAGUAAAUAAAAUAAUGCCAGGUGAUGAUGUGCAAAUAAGUGGAGUAAUAAUUCGAAGAUGGGGAAAUCCACAAUUAACAGAAAGCCAACGUACCGAUGCAACUACAGUUAUGAUUGCUAAUAAUGUAGCAGUUUUAAGAAAAGUCCUUGAUUCAAGUUAUCCUGAAAAAGAAAUAAAGGAAAUUUUUGAAAACUAUUGGAAAAAAUAUCAAGAUAAUCCUCUAGUUGGGAGGAAUAAUUUAUUAGCUUCAAUUUGUCCACAGCUCUUUGGGAUGUACACUGUAAAAUUAGCUCUAGCUAUUGUUUUAGCUGGUGGUGUACCAAAAGUAAAUCAAACUGGAGUAAGAGUUCGUGGUGAUCCUCAUUUAUUAAUGAUUGGAGAUCCUGGUACAGGAAAAUCACAAAUACUUCGUACAGUAGCUAAAUUGGCAUCAAGAGCUGUUGUAACGACUGGAAUUGGUACAACAGCUGCUGGUUUAACCGCUGCAGCAGUCAGAGAUUCUGAUGGAUGGCAUUUAGAGGCAGGAGCUUUGGUUUUAGCAGAUGGUGGUGUCUGUUGUGUAGAUGAAUUCACAACAAUGAGUUCAAACGAUCGAGCAUCUCUUCAUGAAGCAAUGGAACAACAAACAAUAUCUAUAGCUAAAGCUGGUCUAGUUAGUACACUGAAUUCUCGGUGUUCAGUUAUAGCAGCUAUAAAUCCUGUUGGUGGGCGAAUUGUUCCAGGAGAAGAAGUAAAAACUCGACUUGGAAAUCCACUUUUAUCACGAUUUGAUUUAAUUCUUUAUCUAAAAGAUAACAAAAAUAGCAGUUGGGAUCAAAUGACUGUAGAUCAUAUAUUAAGAAUUGCUUACGAAGAUGAUGAAGAACAAAAUAAAAUAAGCCUGAAACAAAUGGAAAUUUUGAAAUCAGAAGGUUUAUGGAAUGUGGAAAGUCUCCGAGAGUAUUUUUCUCACAUUCAUACAUUAAAUCCUGAGUUAACUGAAGAUGCUGAAAAAAUUCUAACUGCAGUAUUUUUAUAUCACAGAAGUAAUCCAUACAGAAAAGAAGAAAGAACUACUGUCAGAUUGCUGGAUAGUCUAAUAAGGUUAGCAGAGGGUCAUGCUAGAUUAAUGUAUAAAACACAAGUUGAUGUGAUGGACGCCAUUAUUGCAGCUCAAUUAAUAGGUACAGUACCAAUGCCUGAAGAUAUUGGUUGUCCUUUUCCAGAUGAUCCCGCUGCUGCAUUUGAACAUGAAAAAAUGAAAGUAUUAGAAGAGUUACAAAUAGAUGAUUUGGAAUCAGAAUCUUAAAAAUAUUUUUCAAAAAUUGUUAUAUAAUUAUUUUUAUAAAAAAUAUCAAUAAAAAAGGUUUAUAUUUUAU
Chelonus insularis is the source of this 1985-nucleotide messenger RNA. RefSeq names its product DNA helicase MCM9-like. The transcript has 9 exons. Gene Ontology annotation, cellular component: MCM complex; nucleus. The record is from RefSeq and is a predicted model, not a curated record. Lineage: Eukaryota; Metazoa; Arthropoda; Insecta; Hymenoptera; Braconidae. Gene Ontology annotation, biological process: DNA replication; double-strand break repair via homologous recombination. Gene Ontology annotation, molecular function: ATP hydrolysis activity; single-stranded DNA binding; ATP binding. Bases 32 to 1915 code for a protein of 627 amino acids.